GGGAGUAAGGCACUGUCAUGGAGGACUGUGCGGCGCCGGGGCAGGUGGAGGAGGGAGGCAAGGAAACUCAAGAAAUGCAGGCGGCGGCAGGUCAGGGAGGAGCCCUGGUGGAGCUCACUCCGACUCCCGGCGGCUUGGCUCUGGUGAGCCCUUAUCACACCCACCGGGUCGGGGACCCCUUAGACCUCGUGGCGCUCGCAGAGCAGGUGCAGAAGGCUGAUGAGUUCAUCCGAGCAAAUGCUACCAACAAGCUGACAGUCAUAGCUGAGCAAAUCCAACAUUUGCAAGAACAAGCUAGGAAGGUUCUGGAAGAUUCUCGCAGAGAUGCUGACUUGCACCAUGUAGCUUGCAAUAUGGUGAAGAAACCUGGCAACAUUUACUAUCUUUAUAAGCGUGAGAGUGGUCAACGGUACUUUUCCAUUAUUUCUCCAGAGGAAUGGGGAACAAAUUGUCCACAUGACUUCCUUGGUGCCUACAAGCUACAGCAUGACCUAUCCUGGACUCCAUAUGAGGACAUUGAGAAGCAAGAUGCUAAAGUCAGCGUAAUGGACAAGCUGCUGAGUCAGCCAGUGGCCCUGCCACCAUGCACUGAGCCCACCCUUCAGGGGCUGACUGACUGAGGGCAGACUGAGGAGCUGCUCAUGGCAUAGGCCUAUCACCUCCUUGUCGCCAUUCUCUGCUAUGACAGGAGGGGUCAUAAGAACUGAGGGCCUGUAGAUAAAAUCAUGAGCUUCUAGGAAGGAAACCCUGGUGAAUGUAAAUGUUGUCGUUAUUAUUGCUCUCAGUUGGAGUGGUAAGGAAUCAUGACAUUCUUUUGGGAUCUUCUUGGAGCCACAGAUACCCAACUGUCAGUUUCAGGGAUUGUCCAGUGUACUUUCCUUCAUCUCCACAUGUUCUUCCCUUAAACCAAAGCAUUAGAGAAAGAGAGUCUUUCCACAGAAAGGUUGGUAGGUCAUUUUCUAAAAGGAACCGCUUUUAGUCUUUUAUUUCAGGUUGGGGUUGAGCUGUCUCAGCUGGUUCAGUGCCAGUUACAAAUUCAUCCAGGAGCAGGGUGCCAGUGGCUCAUACCUGUAAUCCUAGCUACUUGGAAGGCAGAGAUCAGGAGGAUCUUGGUUCAAAGCCA
Messenger RNA from Castor canadensis (American beaver), 1123 nucleotides. RefSeq names its product chromosome 7 C1orf50 homolog (gene C7H1orf50). Lineage: Eukaryota; Metazoa; Chordata; Mammalia; Rodentia; Castoridae. The record is from RefSeq and is a predicted model, not a curated record.